AUGGCGGACCAGGCCGCUUCCUCUUCCAAGGCGCCGCUCUUUGGCCUCUGUGCCAUGGCAUUCGUGCCUGGCAAGCAUCUGGCACAGAGCAUUGUAGACGAGAUGGCCGACAUGGUGAAAGAAUAUGGUGCCGAAGUCGUCGAGCGCAGAUCCGACGGCACCCUCCCGGUUGCUCGCUGCACACAUAUCAUUUCCAACUCGAUCGACUUUCCAGAGUACAACGAGGCUAUGGCCAUGAUGGUGCCUGUCGUCGCCCCUUCGUGGGUCACCACGUCACUCCACAAGGGAAAGCAGGCACAGGUCCGGCCUUACUCUCCUGACCCCAGGAUGAUCUUCUCCAGCGUCAUUCUGACCUGCGCCGACAUCCCCACCUCCGACAAAGAGGCCAUCAUUGGCGCCACACUUGCCAUGGGAGGCAUAGAAUCCAAGGACCUCGGACGAAUGACCACACAUAUAUGCGCCCUCUCAAUUGACCACCCAAAGUGUCGGCAGGCCCUUGAAAAGAAUUUGAAGUGUAAAAUAGUGCUUCCUCAUUGGUUCGACGACUGCUUCAAGCUGGGGAAGAAGAUUGAUGAAGGCCCAUAUCUGUUGCCCGAUCCUCAGAUUUUGACCAAGGCACCAGGAGACCAGCUUGACAUCCCUUCUAGCCAGCAUCUAGAAGGUGCAACAUCAGCCCGUCCCGAUACUACGCUAGUGACCGCGGACUGCCAGACCCGAUCUAGUGAAAAGCUGACAGUAUUCAAAAACAAAAAGAUCAUGCUGUCUUGGGAUCUUGCAAUCACCAAGAGACUGCGAGAUAUCCUUGAAGAAUUGGUCAAGAAGGGCGGCGGAGAAACAGUAGAUGAAGUCGAAAAUUGCGAUUGGUUCGUCUGCCAAUAUCGCGAUGGCGAACAAUACAUUCGGGCCGCACAAAUGGGCAAGGAUGUCGGCAAUCUUGCCUGGAUAUAUUAUCUCAUCAUACAUAACGAAUGGACGUCUCCACUCAGAUGUCUUCUGCAUUAUCCGAUUCCUAAAGGGGGAAUACCGGGAUUCAAGGACCUUAAGAUCACUCUCUCCAACUACGGAGGCGAAGCUCGUAUCUACCUCGAAAACCUAGUUACCGCCGCCGGAGCGCAAUACACAAAGACCAUGAAAGCUGACAACACACAUUUGAUUACAGCUCGUAAGAACAGCGAGAAAUGUGACGCUGCUCAGGACUGGAACAUUCACAUGGUCAACCACCUCUGGAUCGAAGAAAGCUACGCAAAGUGCGAGCUCCUAAGUGUAUCAAGUCCCAAAUUUGUACACUUUCCUCCUCGCACCAACCUCGGUGAGAUCAUCGGACAAACCUUCUUCGACGAGUCCAGGCUUCGUGAGAUGUAUUAUCCCGGUGGUGAGGAAGAGCUGGAUGCUGCGGCACAGAGGAAACGGAAGAUCCUAGAAGCGGCACAGGAAAAUGCGUACAGCCAUGGCCCGGCAGCAGGCGCGGCCAUUGGACGGCAAGAGCAUCAAGACUUUGAUGUUUUGAGAGACGACGAUGCGGAGUAUUCUAAGAAAACAACGAAGCAAUUCGGCGUGCCAGCUCCUCCAAAGCCUAACAAGCCGCUUGCCACACCGGCACGUGGGCGCCAUGUCCGAACUGGCAAGGAGAAUGACACUCCUUCCGUCUACUCCAGUGGCAGUCGAAGCGCGAAGGAUAAGGCGUUGCACAAGCUUCAGGACCUUGCCCCUGAUAUUGCAUUGUAUGAGAAGGAACGAAAGCGAAUGGCGAAGGACGGUCAUGGUCCCUGGGGAGGAAAGCGGGCAGCUGACCAGAUCGACAAAGAGAGGACUGCCGAUAGAAGCUCCAGUCCUGCGCAUGAGGAGCCAGAAGACACCGAAGAAGCCAGACGACCGGCCAAGCGGCAAAAGCCUUCGCUACCACCGGUAGAAAUGAAGAUUUGCCUCACAAGUUUCAAGCGAUGGACUGGAGAUAGGAAUAAAGAGGAUAACGAUAGGCGCAAACUUCGCAGUCUGGGCAUCCAGAUCGUCCAAGAUAAUAUGCCAUGUGAUUAUCUUGCGGCGCCACAAGUAGUGCGUACUAUCAAAUUCCUCCGUUGUCUCGCAAAAGGCCCAGAGGUCAUCAACUCCACAUUCGUCGAGGAUUGCUUGUCCACCGGCAAGGUUCCUGCCAUUGAAAAGUACAAACUGAAGGACAAAGCCAACGAGUCCAAGUUUGGCAUCAACCUGGAGAAGUCGGUGAAGAGAGCGCGAGCAAAUCAGGGCAAACUGUUGUGGAAUAUCCCUGUAUAUUGCACGGCCGAUAUCAAGAACGGCCCAGACAGCUUCAGAGCCAUUGCAGAAGCGAAUGGUGCCAUAUUCAAGGUGUAUCGAGCAAGAAGUGGGACGACUAUCCGGCCUACGAAGCCGGAAGAGGAGGACGGACCACCCGAACCCGUCUAUCUGAUCACAUCAGGCUCUCCGUCGGAACGUCAGCUCUGGUCCAAGUUCGAGGACAUGGCGAGACAGGGAAAUAUGGAGCCUCGGGUUGUUGCUAGUGACUGGCUGCUAGAUGUCGCCAUGAAGCAGGAAGUGGUCUUCAAGAAGUCACAUCUUGCCAGCGAGUAUUUUAAGAAGGCUUAA
Molecule: messenger RNA, 2601 nt
Organism: Phaeoacremonium minimum UCRPA7
Lineage: Eukaryota; Fungi; Ascomycota; Sordariomycetes; Togniniales; Togniniaceae
Product: putative brct domain-containing protein
Exons: 4
Coding region: 1-2601 (866 amino acids)
Biological process (GO): DNA double-strand break attachment to nuclear envelope; double-strand break repair
Cellular component (GO): Cul8-RING ubiquitin ligase complex; nucleus
Source: RefSeq, a predicted model, not a curated record